Messenger RNA from Lolium rigidum, 780 nucleotides. Its product is annotated as monothiol glutaredoxin-S2-like. The transcript has a single exon. The record is from RefSeq and is a predicted model, not a curated record. The coding region runs from base 124 to 489 and encodes 121 amino acids. Lineage: Eukaryota; Viridiplantae; Streptophyta; Magnoliopsida; Poales; Poaceae.
CCUCCUCCGGAUCCACCCAUAUUCACGGCGGGGCCGCCCUGUCUCACACACCGUUCCCUUUGGGAUCGCCGGCCGUCCUUAACUAAUCCCAUCCAUCUUCACGGCAGCGUCGGUGGGUCGAGCAUGCAAGCGGUGGCGAGCAUCCGGCGGGGGCUGACCAUCGACCCGGCCGGGGAGGAGGAGGCCCCGGCGGAGCGGUUCGGGCGCCUGGUCCGGGAGAGCCCCGUGGUGAUCUUCGCGCGCCGCGGCUGCUACAUGGCUCACGUCAUGAAGAGCCUGCUGGCAGCCGUGGGCGCCCACGCCACCGUCAUCGAGCUGGAGGGCGCCGCGGAGGAGCUCGCGGCGGCGGAGGCCGGGGGCCAGAACGCGGCCGUGCCGGCGCUCUUCGUCGGCGGCGCGCCCGUCGGCGGACUCGAGGGCCUCAUGGGGCUCCACCUCAGCGGCCGCCUCGUCCCGCGCCUCAGGGAGGUCGGCGCACUCUACGUCUAGCGCAAGCUCCAUCUCGCUAAGCCUCGAUCCCCUCCCUCCCGCGCAUCUCUCUCGCGCGCACGUGCGCGCGCACGCUUCAUCGAUCUUUUCUGUAUGUACAUAUGAUGAAAACCACUGUCGAGUUCUGUAAUUUGCAAACUUUAGAGGAGCCAUGGAGUAAGAAACUACACGAUAUAUAAGUUGUGUACUGCAGUUUCUGCCAAGCUUUAGAGGAGUCAAGCAUGAACUAUAUAGGUGGGUUUAAUUUCAAGACAAAUUAAAGGGCUGGGCCUAAAUGUGAUUAUUACUUUA